Molecule: messenger RNA, 144 nt
Organism: Lathyrus sativus (Indian pea)
Lineage: Eukaryota; Viridiplantae; Streptophyta; Magnoliopsida; Fabales; Fabaceae
Source: the annotation of a GenBank genome assembly
AUGGCGUUCAUGAAGGGAAAAGCACUGGUCACCAAAUUGGCAGCGUUGGCGAGAUACGGUGUUCUACCGGGAGCCAUGGUGGCUGCGCUCGUCUACUCUCCUCCUAAUUACGCCGACAAACACGCCUCUGCCACCACCAAUUAG